AUGACAAACAAUGCAGCAGCUGGGAACAGAGAUGGGAAACUGAGUCAGGGUGAGUCCAAUAAUACGCUGAUGCGCGUGACGGAGAAAGGCAGGAACGGCAGCAAUCAAAGUGUCAAUGACAACAUCAUCAAUGGACUUGUAGUGCUGGUGAAGUUGAAUGGGACGACUAAAAAUGUCUCAUUGAGCUUCGAUAAGGUGAACAAGUCGCUCACAUACAAUCCUCAGUGUGUUUUCUGGAACUUCAGCCUUUUUAACAGCCUUGGAGGAUGGGAUAACACAGGAUGUAAAGUGAUGUCUAAUGAGGAGGGCCAGGUCACCUGUCACUGUAACCAUCUGACCUCCUUCUCCAUUUUGAUGUCAACUUCCAUUCCGAAAGAGAUUCAAGAUGCUUUGGAUAUAAUCACUUAUGUUGGAGUUGGCAUAUCGAUGGGUAGCUUAGUCAUUUGUCUCAUCAUUGAGGCUUGUGUGUGGAAGGCCAUGACCAGAAACAACACCUCUUACAUGCGCCAUGUCUCCAUUGUGAACAUCGCUGUGUCUCUCCUGAUUGCUGACAUUUGGUUCAUUAUUGGUGCAUCAAUAUCAAAAAAUACCCUUGAAAACCCAGGCGAAGACACCACAACACCUAUACCGGCAUGUACUGCAGCUACGUUUUUCAUUCACUUUUUCUACCUUGCUCUGUUCUUUUGGAUGCUGAUCUCAGGCCUUCUCCUUUUCUAUCGGACCGUCUUGGUUUUCUCCCAUAUGUCAAAAUCAACUAUGCUGGCUAUUGGCUUCUCAGUAGGCUAUGGGGCACCUCUUAUCAUUGCUGUUAUUACUGUGGCAGCAACAGCUCCAAGUGGUGGAUACAUCAAGGAAAACCAGGCAUGUUGGCUCAACUGGGACAAGACAAAGGCUCUCCUUGCUUUUGUGAUCCCUGCCCUGACCAUAGUGGUCAUCAACUUUUUGAUCCUGAUUGUGGUUCUGUACAAAAUGCUGAGGAGAGGCGUGGGGGAUGCUACCCAGCCAGAUGAGAGAAAUGCUGUUGUGGUCAUUGCCAGGUGUCUGGCCAUUCUGACUCCAUUCUUUGGCCUUACCUGGGGACUGGGAGUAGGAACCAUGGUUGAUCCAACAAAUAAGGGAAUCCAUAUUGUAUUUGCCCUCUUCAAUUCACUACAGGGUUUCUUUGUUUUGGUGUUUGGAACACUUUUAGACGGCAAGAUCCGGUCAGCUAUAGCAGGAACGUUCUCUUCCAUCCUCCCAGGCUCUGACCGUACGAGGAGCCCAAUUCACCAAGUAGCCUUUGAAACGAUCCGUUGGACGUUCAACCUCAUCGUCAACCAUCUCCUCGACAUCAUCACCCUCAUCAUCAACCUCAGCCUGACCUCCACCUUCUCCUACAACUUCAUUGUCCAUCAAAGCAUCCACAAACAGUUCAUCCUCAGUCCUGACCACUGA
Messenger RNA from Salvelinus namaycush (lake trout), 1434 nucleotides. RefSeq names its product adhesion G-protein coupled receptor F1-like. Gene Ontology annotation, biological process: G protein-coupled receptor signaling pathway; cell surface receptor signaling pathway. Gene Ontology annotation, cellular component: membrane. The record is from RefSeq and is a predicted model, not a curated record. Lineage: Eukaryota; Metazoa; Chordata; Actinopteri; Salmoniformes; Salmonidae. The transcript is spliced from 5 exons. Gene Ontology annotation, molecular function: G protein-coupled receptor activity. Bases 1 to 1434 code for a protein of 477 amino acids.